Messenger RNA from Musca domestica (house fly), 914 nucleotides. RefSeq names its product superoxide dismutase 1, soluble (gene Ccs). The record is from RefSeq and is marked provisional. Lineage: Eukaryota; Metazoa; Arthropoda; Insecta; Diptera; Muscidae. Gene Ontology annotation, molecular function: copper ion binding. Gene Ontology annotation, biological process: removal of superoxide radicals.
CUAAUCCACAAAAAUAUGGCAGAAAUUAAGGUUGAAUUUGCCGUACAAAUGACUGGAGAACAAUGGGAAAAUAACAUACGAAAUGCCCUAAGCGGCAUGGGUAAAUUGGAGGUGGACAACCAGCAGGGUAGAAUAAUUGUACAUACCAAAGAGCCUUGGUAUAUGCUGCAGGAGAAAAUCGAGGCCAGCGGUUGUAAAGCUGUAUUGGCUGGUUUUGGCGGGCAAUCGGCUGUUUCAAUUAUUAACACUACGGGCAGUGAUGUGGAUCGUUGUCCCAUACAGGGUGUAAUACGUUUUACCGCCAUACGCAAUGACAAGCCGGGUGUUGUUGUUGACGGGGUUGUGGAUGGCUUGACGCCAGGUUUACAUGGCAUACAUGUUCAUGAAAGUGGCGAUGUAUCCGCCGGCUGUGCAUCUGUGGGGGGACAUUAUAAUCCCAGGGGUUCUCCACAUGGCUCGCCCAAUGAUGAUGCCUCUCAGCGACAUGCCGGCGAUUUAGGGAACAUUAGAGCUGAUGACAAUGGUCGGGCUACAUUCCGCUUUAUGGACAACAUUUUGGAGGUCUAUGAAAUUAUUGGACGUUCUGUUGUUAUAACACAAAAUCCAGAUGAUUUUGGGCGAGGUGGCAAUGAACAGAGUCGUGUUGAUGGUAACUCCGGCGAAAGAAUCGCUUGCGGCAUUAUUGCCCGCUCGGCUGGUAUUCUGCAGAAUUUCAAAAAGAUUUGUGCCUGUGAUGGUGUCACUUUGUGGGAUGAACGUUAUAAGCCUAUAGCUGGUGGUACAAGAGCGCAAAAGUUAUAGCUGCAGGAUGAUAGAUAAUAAGUAUGUGUUGAAUAGUUUUUAUAAAUUGGUUAAGGCAUUUAAAGUUAUACGUACCAUUAAAAAUAUGUAAAUAAAGGACAUUAAAGCGAUUG